AAUAAAUAGUUGUGAGUGUUCAUUAUUUUUUAAACUAUUAAAAUUUGACAAGGCAAAAAAAAAAAAUGGGAGAAAAGUUGACAUAAAAGAAAUAGCCCCCCUCUUGUGUUGUCUAUUUUUUUACAUGUAGGUUUUUAACCUCCAUAUCAAAACGCGCGAUUCAAGGACGUAGUCACACCAGUUACUUUUUUCUUUUUUUCCAGUUGAAACGCGCGACUGACUUUUUCUUUUUCUUUUCCAAUACAAAACUAUGCCCAGAAAGAAGUCAGUUUCAUAUACAGAAGGUUCAGAUAUUGACGAGUUUGAGAACUUGUCUGUUGGCAGUCGAGAACACCAAGACACAGACGAAAUAUUAACAGACGAUCUAUUACAAACCAGUUCAGAAGAUGACAAGAAAAGAAAAAAGACAGCGAAAAAGAAAAAGACACUGGUGAAACGCAAGACGACAACAAAGAAAGAAACGACUCGAAAGGGCAGAGCCAAAGUUACACCUGUCAAAAAGGAACCUGAGUUUUGGAACAGUAAACGAGUGGAAGAGUUGAGAGAAAAUUAUCCAGAUAACUACUGGACUUAUCAUGCUGAAUCUGGACAUCAAAUGAUUCAUACCAUCAAUGAAAACCAUGUGUUGGAGAGUAUACCUUGUACGAUCAACGAUCAAGCACCUAUCACAAGCAUGGCGCUUUCCCAAGAUGGUACUCUGUUGGCUACUUUCUCCAAUAUUGGUGCUGUUAAGAUCUGGGAUGUUGAAAAUGAUUUUGCCCUCGUGCGAAAACUGAGAGACACAGAAGAAAAGAACAUUGAUGAAUUCUACUGUGGAAAGUUUGUCGCAGACAGUGAAUAUAUGACAGUAGGAGGCAAAUUAAAAGACAGACAUCGUUGGUCGGCAGAGGAUGACGAUAAUCAUAUCCUGCCUUGUCCGAUCAAGAUAUUCAACGUGAUUGAUUCAAAAGUGGUAACCAAGCUGGAAGGACAUACAGAAGAAAUCUUGUGUAUUAAAGCACUCGAGUUUGAUGGAAAGAAUUACCUUUUAUCAACUAGUCAAGAUGGUAGCAUCAUCAAGUGGCACAUGGACAAGGAUUGGAUUACAUUCUUGGAUAGCACAAAGAUGGAUGAUAAUAUCACUUGCAUGGCCUUUACUGUUUCCUUUGUACCAAAUACGGGUAAUAAAUACUUUUUGGCUGCAACAGAUGAGCAUGUGAGACUAUAUGAUUUUGAAAAUGCACAGCUACUGCAAACCUUUAGCGAUCUAUAUUCAUCAUACUGUGAUUGUGGUAAAUUUGUUCGUUGGUUAGAUGAGUCCCUCUAUUUUAGUCAAUACGAGGAUAACGACAAGGAAAGAGGUGAAUACGCUUGGUUUAUUACUAGAGGAGCAGAACUUUGUGAUGUGAGUGAAGGAGUCUCAUCCAAACCAAACACAUGUACUUUACAUAAACUAGUAUAUCCCACACAAGACGGCGAACAGUUUAAAUUUGAACAAGUCAAGAAAUACCAAGACGAAGACUAUCACUCCAAUUCAUGGUUGGUAAAAAUUGCUUCAAACGGAAGAUAUCUACUUGCACCUACAAUCUAUGGACAAAUUUUUGUGUUUAAUAUGUUAUCAGGCCAAGUAACUGCCAUUUUAAAAGACCACCAAGAUAUGGAAGUUCGUGAUGUGAUAUUUCAUCCUUAUAGACCUUUAUUAUUUUCAUGUGGAGAUGAUGGUUGUGUAAAAGUAUAUACUUAUUCAGAAAAUGAUGCUGGAAAAGUGGAUGUAGAGCAAGACCUUGACGUGGGUAUGAUUGAAAUUGAAGAGCAAUAAAGAAGAUAUAUAUAUUUUUUAGCCGUGUUUUCUUUCUAAAGUGUAUACAAGCUAUGUUUAAUCUGAAUAUGGCAACAUAGACAAAAUAUUAAUAUUCCAAAGUAAAAUUAAAGACAUG
Messenger RNA from Rhizopus microsporus ATCC 52813, 1916 nucleotides. Its product is annotated as WD40 repeat-like protein. Lineage: Eukaryota; Fungi; Mucoromycota; Mucoromycetes; Mucorales; Rhizopodaceae. The transcript is spliced from 6 exons. The record is from RefSeq and is a predicted model, not a curated record. The coding region runs from base 251 to 1798 and encodes 515 amino acids. Gene Ontology annotation, molecular function: protein binding.